AGGAUGUGAGGAUUAGGGAUGAAGGUAUAAAAGCACAAAGCAGGCGAUGUGUCUCAACAAAGUCGAGGAGCAAAACGAAGAAGCGGUGACCAGAAGCUCCGUGGGACACCUGCAACAACAACAGAAAUGAACGCCAGUCCACCAGCAGGAAGCGCCCUGUCCCCUGGCGGAGCCGCGGGCCCCACCACUCCCAAGAAGGGCCCACCCAAGUUCAAGCAGAGGCAGACUCGCACAUUCAAGAGCAAGGCUCCCAAACCAGGCCAGAAGGGUUUCGGCGACGACAUCCCCGGCAUGGAGGGUCUCGGCACCGACAUCACAGUGGUGUGCCCAUGGGAAGCCUUCGGCGACAUGGAGCUCAGCGACCUGGCCAAAUACGGCAUCAUCUAAGCCUCCUGCCUUCCUGAACC
This is a messenger RNA of Poecilia latipinna (sailfin molly), 407 nucleotides long. It is a transcript of the gene pde6hb, whose product is annotated as phosphodiesterase 6H, cGMP-specific, cone, gamma, paralog b. Gene Ontology annotation, molecular function: cGMP binding; 3',5'-cyclic-nucleotide phosphodiesterase activity. The record is from RefSeq and is a predicted model, not a curated record. Gene Ontology annotation, biological process: positive regulation of epidermal growth factor receptor signaling pathway; positive regulation of G protein-coupled receptor signaling pathway; visual perception. Bases 127 to 387 code for a protein of 86 amino acids. Gene Ontology annotation, cellular component: photoreceptor outer segment membrane. The transcript has 3 exons. NCBI's taxonomy places the organism in Eukaryota, Metazoa, Chordata, Actinopteri, Cyprinodontiformes, Poeciliidae.